UGUAGAUACGUUUAUAUGCAGCAACAGGGGUAGGUAGGUGAACUGGAAAAGUGGAUGUGAGGUGUACGUUAGUUGACAGUUACUCUUUUAAGAGUUAAAACCAAUGUUGCUGACUCAAAUCAAAGUGUUUUAUAGGGAACGUCUGUCUUUUAGCACGAGAACUGAGAGACGACUUCUUUGAACAACAAGAUGGUUUCAGACAAGUGUGAAGAUGAAGAUGAAGCUGAAGCUAAGGUUGAGCCCCACCCCAGUAUAAGUCUUCCAGAGAUGGUGCUGGCUUCAUCUCUGACGUCAUUACCGCACGCGGUACAGAGCAACACAGAGCAAAUGAGGAAAACGGCACGUGAUUCUAGCCAUUGUGAUGACGUAGACAAGGGGUGGGCGUGGGUUGUCAUGGCAGCAGGGUCAUUGUCUAUAUUCCUGACAAAUGGCAUGUCCUACAGCGUCGGGGUGAUGUAUCUACCAAUGCUAGAAACGUUCAAAGAGGGCGAGGCCACCACUUCUAUGGUGGGCUCGGUAUUCAUGGGGCUCUCCAUGCUAACAGGUGUAUUUGCCAGCAUCCUCUGUGACAAGUUUGACUGCCGCAAGACAUGUAUUCUAGGCGGGUUUCUGUUCGCUGCGGGGAUGACCUGCAGCACGUUUGGCACCAGUUGUACCUAUCUCGUCAUAACAUUUGGAAUUAUUGCGGGCACAGGGAUGACCUUUGCCUAUACGUCCGUUCACAUCUGCGUGUCCCAUUACUUCAACCGACGACGGCCAUUUGCACUCUCGGCUCUCCAUACUGGCGGUAGCAUCGGGCAGAUCGUCUUUGGGCCUCUCACACACGUGUUUAUUGAUAUCUACACGUGGAGAGGGGCGUGUCUGUUACUAGGGGCAAUCAGCUUGCAUCUGGUGGUAGCAGGUGCUCUGCUAAGACCUCACCGGAACGAGUAUCUUCACAAAGAACGCAAAAGGGCGUCAAUACUGGACUUCGGACUUUUUAAAAACAUUCCCUUUGACUUGUUCCUGGCAACAGUACUUUUCAUGUGCGUUGCCUUUGGGAUGGUGUAUCUUCAUUUCCCCGCGUAUUCAGUUUAUAACGGUACUUCGGAACAUAUGGCGGCCAUGUUGUUAUCCGUCAUAGGGAUAACGAGUAUGUGCUUAAAACUUUUAGUAGGUGGCGCCAUGAGCCACGACUCUGUGGAUAUCUGGACUGUUUUUACCAUAUGCAAUACAAUCACAGGGCUACUGACUGUGUUUUCGCCAGCUUUCAUGAAGGGUUUCUCCGGACAGUUGGCCUUUGCGGUCUUAUUUGGGAUGUACACCGCACCUUUUGUGAUUUGUACGAAUUCCCUUGCGGCUCUGUACGCGGAAACUAGCCAACUUGGGUUUGCCAUGGGCCUCUUGGCAUUUGCUUCUGGUAUAGGAUUGUUCGUCGGACCAGUAAUAGCAGGCGUUGUAUACGGCAGGACAGCUUCGUACGCCCCAGCAGUGCAACUGGCGGGUAGCUGUCUGCUGGCUAACACCGUGCUGAUGUUUCUGGCAGCGAUAUUUUCACAGUUAAGGGCGUCAAAGAAAGAUCUGCAAUCCCCUGAGAGCAACAUGGAUGCAGAGGACGAACAAACAUAAGAAAGCCACCUUAUUUCUUUUCAUCAGUUAACCCAAGGGCACACUGAUUAAAUUUCAUGGAUUAUAUCGCCUAUUGAUUUUCGCUUGUUUUAAAAUAAUCAUAAUAAUAAUAAUGCCCUCGGAUCUCUGGUACUGGCUGCUGUCACUGUUUUUGUCUAUUCAGAAUGCGGCAAAAACUUAGGUUGGUGCAAAGCUCGAUUAUCUUCU
This is a messenger RNA of Lingula anatina, 1815 nucleotides long. Its product is annotated as monocarboxylate transporter 13-like. The record is from RefSeq and is a predicted model, not a curated record. Gene Ontology annotation, molecular function: monocarboxylic acid transmembrane transporter activity. Gene Ontology annotation, biological process: monocarboxylic acid transport; transmembrane transport. Lineage: Eukaryota; Metazoa; Brachiopoda; Lingulata; Lingulida; Lingulidae.